UUUUUUUUUUCUUCUUUUUUUUUUUGCGAGUCCAUCUCUGUCGCGGGGAAGAUGGAGGGCACGGCGUACGGAGCGGGCAGGGCCGGAGGAGCCUUCGACCCCCUCACGUUCCUCCAGCAGCCUCACACGGUCCUCCGCAUGGUUUCCUGGCUUUUCUCGUUAGUGAUAUUUGGCUGCAUUGCUAACGAAGGCUACGUGAACAGGCCGGAUGAGGUGGUGGAGUACUGCGUCUUUAACCGGAACCAGAACGCCUGUAACUACGCCGUAGGUAUGGGCACGCUGGCCUUUAUUUGCUGCAUGGCCUUCCUGGCACUGGAUGUGUACUUCCCCCAGAUCAGCAGCGUAAAGGACCGCAAGAAAGCUGUGCUCGCCGACGUCGGGGUGUCAGCGUUUUGGUCCUUCGUCUGGUUUGUGGGCUUCUGCUUUAUGGCGAACCAGUGGCAAGUGGCAAAACCUGAGGACAACCCACUGAAGGAGGGCGCAGACGCCGCUCGCGCCGCCAUCACCUUCUCCUUCUUCUCCAUCUUCACCUGGGCAGGACAGUCCUUCCUGGCUUUCCAGCGCUUUAACUUGGGCGCGGAUUCGGCGCUGUUCUCGCAGGACUACACCGACCCGAGCCAGGACGCGGCCGCCGCUCCUUACAGCGCCUUCACCAACGGUGACGAGCCCGAGAGCCCUGGGGGAACAGGCUCGUACCAGCAACCCAAUGGAGAAGGGAUGUUCGAUGGGUCCGCAGGAUACCAGCGUCAGGAGUACUAACUACAUGAAGGAAAGGCAGGAGGUGGAGCUGUGUUAGUUCUGCAAGGUGGCAUGGAGUUAUGUAGGAGAUGUUUCCAGCCAGCACCAUGCAUUUGACAAGUUCAGAAUGUUUUCAGCCAUCUAGACAGCUUUAUUUGACUUUAUUUGAGUGUCAUCGUUUUGAGUGUAGGGCUUCAUUUAGGUUUGAAAGGAAGAGUGACAAAAAACGCAGGGCGUGAGGUUAGCCUUUCAAGAGAUAUACAGUAUGUGAUUAUACCAGUUUGCCUUGAACCAACAUUUUGUCUGGUGUGUUGCCUGAGUAAUCAAAGCCUUCUUCUUGGGGUUACUCAAAAUAGACAUAUAAUGUUCUGCCAAUAAGCAAGCACAGCAAUGGAGGCCGUGCUGAACAAAUUACACUAUUGAUUGGGAUCUUACAUUGGAGAAAAAAAUUACAUGACUACAUUGUUAGCGGUUUCAUUUUGAAGGCAGUUGCUGUACUAGCAGCAUCUUUCACAGGUACCUGUCCCAUUUCUUACCAUUUAAACCAAAUAGGAACCAUCGCAUUUGGGUCACCCUUUAGUCAUAAAUCUUUUAACCCAUAAGUCAUAACUUUUAGGCUGGACAGUGGAUUUGCAGUGGAUUUGCUAGUUUAUUUUUGGCUUAUAGGAGGAUAAACCCUAAACUAGCAGAAGCUAUGUAUCUGGGGCACAAGUGUUCGCUAAAUAUAUAGCUAACUAGCAAGCCAAACCUCGUGAAGUAACCUAGCUGAAUCUUAGCGACAUUUUUUUUUUACUUCCGCCAUUUUAAAAGCACAUAUUUGAACACAAACAUAGCUGUUAGUUACAAGAAAAGCAGUUUGCUAACAAUUUGAAAAACCCAACGAUUCAAAAUAAAUCAAAUUUUCAUAUGAUCAAGUGAAUAUGGAGAAGAGUCCUUAGCUGAGCCAAAAAAAAAGGAAUCAUACCUGUCAAAAAAACCAAAAAAAACAUGAAAUCCAAUACACAAACAACAUUUUCAUUAGUGACAUGCAGAAAACAUGCCACACUGAAAAGCAAAAACUUGUUAAUGAAAAACAGUCAGCAGGGGACUGCUUUUUAAGAAUUAAAGUCUAAACUUGUUUCAAAUGUAAAUGUGAUCCACUUUUAGUAGCAAUUCACCCCAAUGUAUUGCAUUUCACUGUGCGAUUCUGUUUUAAGACAGAAAAGGAAUCACACUGGUAAAAAAAAAAAAAGAAGAAGAAGAAGAAAUACAAUACACAGUCACAAUGUGAUGCUUUUUUUUUUUUGUUAGUGUCAUACAGAACAUGCCACACUGAAAAGCAAAUCAUUCAUUGUUCACCAUUCUCUUAUGUUGUUUGGUCUUGUUAAUGAAAAACAAUCAGCAGAUGAUUUUUAAUAAUGAAAUGCUGAAAUUGUGUCAGAUGUAAAUGUAAUCCAUGUUUAAAAUCAUUGCAAUUCCCUGCCCAAAUCUGUUUAAAAUAGAAAUCCCACUUAAAAAAAAUUAAUAAAAAUCCCUGAAAUGCACUACAUAAUCUGUAUGGCUUUGCAUUAGCAACAUGUAGAAAACAUGCCACUCUGAAAAGCAAAACCAUUGCCCUUACGUUGCUUGGUCUCUUUAAUGAAAAACAAUUGGAAGUGUAUUAUAUUUCAUCUUCAUCUUUCACCAGUGUAAUUGUUUCUUCGCUCUGGCAUGGAAUCUUGUCCAUAUGUGAACAAUAUUCUAUCCCUGAUGCUCACUUUUAGUGAAAAUAAAGGACCUUCAGGGACAGCUGUCCUCCAAAUUGGAGCAUGCCAAUGCUGUGCAAAAAUGCUGUCAAGCUACAAAGCUGUCUUCUAAUUGGAACAUAAGUAUGUGCCCCCCCAACAGCCCCAGCCCAAAAAUUGCGACUUAUAUAAUUUCAUAGCAUUUUAAGACCGUACCCACGUGCUUAUGAGUGUCUUAACCUGCAUGUGCAUGUAUGAUUGGAAAUAAAUAUCUAGAUAUUACCCAUUUUACGAGCUUAUUUUGCUCAUUGAGACACUCAAGACAAUGAUCAUAUCACUAUAUUGUCAUGGAAAUGAUCAAAUUAUAUUGGAAACCAUAUGAAACAAAUACUGCCGCUAACACACGUCUGAUCACGGUGCCUCCACUUGCACUCGUCAGCCGUACAAAUGAAGUGUGUGUUUUAUGGUGUCAGAAAUACCGCAUGUCUCGGCGAGUCUGUUUGUCUCUGUGUGGUGAGAGGAUGAAAAUGGUGGUUGUACGGUGAAUAGCUCUGUGUUCCAUGUUUUAUUUCUUAUAAAAUGCCCUUGUUGACUUCACUUCACAACUUCCAAGUGCAUAUCGGCUACAUCACUUCAUUCGUCAGCCCUUGUUUUUGGUCAUAUUGCAUUGCUAAUUAGCUGUUUUCCUAGCUAGUAUACAAGAGCGUUUGCUAACUAGCUUGAAUGCUAAUUAGCUAGCUUAUUAACUAGCUUACAGACUAAAGUUACGUUUCUUGUUGUAAGUUGUAUCGGUGGAGUAAAUGGCUACAUCUGGAUGCAGCAAAGCACUUCUAAAACUUAAAAACAUCACCUUAAAUAGUACUUAAAAAUCAUAUAUACAAAUUAAAUUGUUAAAAUUGUUUUUGUAAGUAAUAAACCCACAUGAAAUGGAGGGCUGUUACACCCGGAAGUUAAUUAUUUUCCUGUAACAGUACAUCCUGAACUGUUUUAUUCCUCUUAUAACACAGCAAUUUGCCAACAUUUAUAACUUUUCAUGUAUUAAUAAAUGACGUGUCAUACUUUUUAUCUGUUUAUGGUUACAUUUAAUGUUGUGGAACAUCCACAAAACAAGUUUGUUCCUGUUAUCACUUACAUUAUAAACAGUCGUUCAUUCACCAGCCUAAUUUUUUCUCUCUCUGUUAGUUGAGCAAAACCCCACAAAACACAAAUCCCUUUGUCCUGAAGAAUUUCCUGUCUCAGACAAUGUAAGGCUACAGCUAUGCUAUAUUACAGUGGUCUGUUAGGAAGCGCUGACACUGGAGACUCCUUCAAAAUAAAAAAUGCACAUCAGCACUUCACAUCAACAAUUACACACGUUUUUAUCUUUUUAUGUGGAGAGUUCACCAGAGAAGUCCUUGUCAGUUGUUUCAAUCAAAACACUAAUGUAUUAGAACCUGAUUUGCCUCACAAAUUUGGAACUACCGCCUGAGCUGCUGUUGUAGAAAAUUAAUCAACACCUUCUGACCAAUCAGAAUCGAGAAUUCAACAGCGCUGUGGUAGAGAUUGGUUGACUAUGGCUUGUUUCUGUGUUUCACUUUUCUAUGUACACAUUUUCUGGCUUGGUAAUUAGCUCUAGCAGAACAGAGAUAUUCAGUUCUGCUCUUUUUUCCGGGUAAGGAGGCAAGGCAAGCUUUUAUUUCAAAGACAGUUCAUUUUAUAGACAGUAGUGGGCGCCAGAAUGAAUGUUAAUUAAUUUAUUUAUUUAUUUUCCGCUUUCGGCUGCUCCAGUUCAGGGUCACCACAGUGGAUCACUCGUCCGCAUAUUUGAUUCUGGCACAAGUUUUUUUUCUACGCCGAAUGCCCUUCUUGACACAACCCUCCCCAUUUUCCAGGCUUGGGAUCGGCACUGAGAGUGCACUGGCUUGUGCAACUGGCUUGUGCAACCAUCCAGUGGCUUGGGGUCGGUUCCCUGACUGGGAAUUGUACCCGGGCUGCAGCAGUGAGAGGGCCGCAUGCUAGCCACUAGUCCACCAGGGAACCAAAAUGAGUGUUCAUUUAAGUGUAAUUUUGUAAAACCUUCAUAAAUAGCUUCAGAUUUUUUUUUCUGAAUAAUGAGAAGGCAACAAAGGCAUGUUGAAGCAGUACUGGAACACAGCGUAAGGCUGUAAUCAUGUUAAAACCACUCAACAGUUCACUAGGUCCAGCAUGUAGCCAGACAAACACCCACACCUCGAUUAUUUCAGUUUUACGAUGGUAGCAUCAGCAUCUGCAGCUUGGCAUCUCAAUGUCAGCUCUGCAUUCGUACUCAGAUCAGAUUCUUCUCCAGCAUCCAUCGUCUUGGCUAUAUAUAUAUAUAUAUAUAUAUAUAUAUAUAUAUAUAUAUGUAUAUAUAUAUAUAUAUAUAUAUAUAUACAUAUAUAUAUAUAUAUAUAUUAAAUAACUUCAUAGUAACACGGGCAUAUGUGAAUAGUCAUGGCUGUAAAAAUAAAAAGUUAUUUAUCGAAAUCAUCCAUAUUUUCUGUGCUAGUAGGGCUUAUUGACAAGAUAAAGGAUAAAUCAUUGUUUUUUUUUUCUAAACAGACAAUAUUUUUGCUUAAUGUGUCUGAAGGAACUGAUUCUUUGCUCCAAUAUCAUUUCAUAUAACAGUAUAUAUGUAAAUCUGUAAUUGAAUAAUAUAAAACUUUAUUUUAAAACAUUAAGGUGUGAAAAGUAUACACAACUCUGGUGUCCUUCUGUCUCUCCUGUAUUUACGUGACUCAUCUCUCUCUCUCUCUCUCUCGCUCUGUAUUGAACUUUUUUUUUCUGAAUUCACAGUCUGAAAAUAUGAUUUUAUUUUGGAAUAUUACAUAUUAUAUGACUCUAUAUAAAACAGUUGGCAGAUGAAAUUAUAUAGCUAUGUAGGAUUGUGUGACCUUCUCUGUGUUAUUCUAGAUAGCUACAGGAAAAAAAAAAAAAAAAAGGAAAAUGAGUCUAUUGAGUGCUACUGUUUUUGAUGUAAUGGAUUUUAUGUAUAUUUAAAGACAAUA
Molecule: messenger RNA, 5446 nt
Organism: Pangasianodon hypophthalmus (striped catfish)
Lineage: Eukaryota; Metazoa; Chordata; Actinopteri; Siluriformes; Pangasiidae
Product: synaptogyrin-1
Exons: 4
Coding region: 52-759 (235 amino acids)
Cellular component (GO): neuromuscular junction; synaptic vesicle membrane
Source: RefSeq, a predicted model, not a curated record